Aspergillus affinis is the source of this 1275-nucleotide messenger RNA. Its product is annotated as putative plasma membrane SNARE protein (Sec9). The coding region runs from base 1 to 1275 and encodes 424 amino acids. Gene Ontology annotation, cellular component: SNARE complex; plasma membrane. The record is from RefSeq and is a predicted model, not a curated record. Gene Ontology annotation, biological process: vesicle fusion; exocytosis. Gene Ontology annotation, molecular function: syntaxin binding; SNAP receptor activity. The transcript is spliced from 2 exons. NCBI's taxonomy places the organism in Eukaryota, Fungi, Ascomycota, Eurotiomycetes, Eurotiales, Aspergillaceae.
AUGGGCAGAUUCGGCCUGAAGAAGUCCGACGACGACGAGUCCUCCAGCCGCCUGGCGCUGUUUGGCUCGCGAUCAAAGAACAAGAGCCCGGCGCCCCCCGCCAACCCCUACGCGAAGCCCAUUCCCACCGAUCCCUACACCAAAGCGAAGAUCACCGCCGGCGUGGCUCCUCUGCCCGCGGGGGAGCAGCCUCCCGCCGCUCCCGCCUCAGGCCCCCACGGCAUCCCCGCCGAUAACAAGUACCAGGGCGGCGGCUACGCUCCCAACCAGUACAACAACACCGGCGGUUACGGUAGCGAUCGAUUCGGCGGCGGAGGUGCUGGCGGCGCCGGCCCUGCUGCUGGAGCUUCUCGAUACGGCCCCGGCGGCUACGGAGGCUUGGGCAGUGCUGAUCCCAAUGACCCCGCUGCGGGGGAUGCCAACCGCGACGCGCUGUUCGGUGGUGCCAAAGAGCGAGUGCAGCAGCAGCAACCGGGCGGAGCUCCCCCGCCGCCUUAUACCGAGGGGUCUCCCGCGUACGGCGGCGGCAGCAAUGCGUACAACACGUCGACGUACCAGGAGCGGCAGCUGACGGCGGAAGAGGAAGAGGAGGAGGAGAUCUCGACGAUCAAGCAGGAUAUCCGAUUCAUCAAGCAGGGCGAUGUGGCGUCCACUCGCAAUGCGCUCCGCAUUGCGGCGCAGGCCGAGGAGACCGGUCGCGAGACGCUGGCCCGUCUGGGAGCCCAGGGUGAGCGCAUCCACGAUACCGAGAAGCACCUGGACAUUGCCAAGGUGGAGGGUCGGGUUGCCGAGGAGAAGGCUCGAGAGUUGAAGACGCUGAACAAGAGCAUGUUCGCCGUGCACGUGUCCAACCCCUUCACCAGCUCCCGGCGACGACGGGACCGCGACGAGAAGAUCCUAAACACGCACCGAGAAGAACGGGCCGCUCGUGAAGGUACCCGGAAUGAGGCCUUCGGCACCAACCAGCGCAUGGAGCAGACGUUCCGCAACAUCGAGCGCGACGCGGGCAAGCCAGGGCGAGGCGGUCGCACCAACGUCACGGACCGGGCCAAGUACCAGUUCGAGGCGGACAGCGAGGAUGAAGGCAUGGAGAACGAGAUCGAACAGAACUUGGAUCUGCUGGGCGGUGCGGCGGGCCGAUUGAACGGCCUGGCCAAGGCGACGGGCCGCGAGCUGGACGAACAGAAUCGCCACUUGGAGCGUAUCACGGGCAAGAGCGACUACGUCAGCGACCAGGUUGCCAUGAACCGGGCGAAACUAGAUCGGAUCCGUUAA